UCCUUUUCGGCGCCGCGCAUGCUCACUGUGUCAUCCACCUUUAAAAACGUCAACAAACACAAACCUCACCUCGUGCUCAAGCUGAGUUCUCUCCCGUCUCCGGUAUGAUCGUGUAUGUCCGCUUUAAUGCCAGUCAUCCGGUGGAGGUGGAAGUGGAAGAGGGAACAAGUGUAUCAGAGCUGAAGGAGACGGUGGGCCGGCUGCAGGGCGUUCAGCCUGAUCAACUACGGGUCAUUUUUGCUGGGAGAGAGCUCUGUAGCGAUUCCACCCUAAAGGCUUAUGAUCUGCCAGAACAGAGCACGGUACAUGUGGUGCUGCCUCCAGCUGGUUCAGCACGUCGCUCGGAGCUGGUUUUGCAGCGCAGGCUGAGCAGAGGAGUAGACAGUCUGACCCGACUGGACCUCAGCGCCUCACGAUUGCCUACCACCUCCACUGGUCUUGCUGUCAUCCUGGAGAAUGAGGACUCACACACACAAACAGAACCCAAACCCCACAGCACUUUCUAUGUGUUCUGUAAGACGGUGUGCAAGUCUAUUCAGCCAGGAAAACUCCGCGUGCGUUGCCGAACCUGCAAGCAAGGAACCCUCACACUCAGCCGGGGACCCUCAUGUUGGGAUGACGUGCUUGUCCCAGAUAGGAUUCAUGGUGUGUGCCAGUCGGAGGACUGCGAUGGCCGAGUGGCGGAGUUUUAUUGGAAGUGUGCUGCCCAUCCCACUUGUGAUGAUGACACAUCGGUGGCACUGGACUUGAUCAUGACCAAUGUGCGCAAUGUCCCCUGCAUUGCCUGCACUGACGUUGUGAGUCCUGUUCUUGUGGCUCAGUGUACUGAGCGUCAUGUGAUCUGCCUGGAUUGUUUCCACAUGUACUGUAUGACCCGUCUGAAUGAACGACAGUUCAUCCAUGACCCUGUGGUGGGCUACUCACUCCCCUGUGCUGCUGGAUGCUCUGACUCUCUCAUUAAAGAGUUGCAUCAUUUCCGGGUCCUGGGAGAUGAGCAGUAUGAACGGUACCAGCGCUAUGCGGCGGAGGAGUGUUUGCUGCAGAUGGGGGGAGUUCUUUGCCCUGCUCCAGGCUGCGGGGCGGGUCUCUCCCUCGAGGAUGAACGCAGGAGGGUGCAGUGCGAACUGAAAGAUGGCCUCGGAUGCGGGUUUGUGUUCUGCCGGGACUGUAAGGAGAGGUACCAUGAUGGCGAGUGUACACAGCAGUCUACCCCUGCAACAGGAGGUCCCAUGCAGGGUUAUGUGGUAGAUGAAGAUGCUGCCCUGCGGGCCCGCUGGGAACAAGCUUCUCAGGAUAUUAUAAAGGAGACAACACGGCCCUGUCCCAAAUGCAGAGUCCCUGUGGAGAAGAACGGUGGCUGCAUGCACAUGGUGUGUCCUCGUGCACAGUGCAAGUUCCAGUGGUGCUGGCUGUGCCGUGUGGAGUGGAAUAGAGAUUGUAUGGGCAACCACUGGUUUGGAUGAGCUGCAUAUUCUUAAAACUUGCACAUACUCAGGGAAGCGUGUCUGUAGGGAAAUAUUUGCACUGUAGGCCACCAGCUGCAAUAUUCACAGAAAAUCAGUGUAGAAUCAGUAUGAGCGUUAUGACAUGCAAAUGUGAAUACCAUCCAGGAACUUAACACGUGUGUAUGUAAAUAGAAGCCUGAUUGUCAGUCAUAUUUGGUUUGACAGUUUUGCAGACUGUAUCCUAUUAAAUCUUAUUAAAAUCUUUAAAUUAAA
Ictalurus punctatus (channel catfish) is the source of this 1718-nucleotide messenger RNA. RefSeq names its product parkin RBR E3 ubiquitin protein ligase (gene prkn). Gene Ontology annotation, cellular component: Golgi apparatus; ubiquitin ligase complex; mitochondrion. Gene Ontology annotation, molecular function: ubiquitin conjugating enzyme binding; ubiquitin protein ligase activity; zinc ion binding. Gene Ontology annotation, biological process: positive regulation of proteasomal ubiquitin-dependent protein catabolic process; autophagy of mitochondrion; regulation of apoptotic process. Lineage: Eukaryota; Metazoa; Chordata; Actinopteri; Siluriformes; Ictaluridae. The record is from RefSeq and is a predicted model, not a curated record. The coding region runs from base 105 to 1463 and encodes 452 amino acids. The transcript is spliced from 12 exons.